Molecule: messenger RNA, 4586 nt
Organism: Melozone crissalis (California towhee)
Lineage: Eukaryota; Metazoa; Chordata; Aves; Passeriformes; Passerellidae
Gene: PDGFRA
Product: platelet derived growth factor receptor alpha
Exons: 23
Coding region: 186-3449 (1087 amino acids)
Biological process (GO): platelet-derived growth factor receptor signaling pathway; multicellular organism development; protein phosphorylation
Cellular component (GO): signaling receptor complex
Molecular function (GO): ATP binding; platelet-derived growth factor alpha-receptor activity; platelet-derived growth factor binding
Source: RefSeq, a predicted model, not a curated record
UAACAUUGAAUCAAUUACGGGACGCGGUUUGUGAGACCAAUACAGUCGGAUCGGGAGAGAGGGCGAGCGAGAGGGAAAGAGCGCGGCUGAGCAGGGAAAGUCACAAAAGACGUGGACAUAUUUUGGAUGUUUUACAAUCUGCAGGAUUGGGGCUGCGGGUUGUAAAGGAGAAGCUGUUGGCAGCUAUGGGUACUUACCCACAGGCGUUCCUGCUCCUGGGAUGUUUUCUCACAGGACCAUUCCUAACAUUUUGCCAACUUCCUCUGCCAACUAUUGUUCCCAAAAGGAAUGAAAUGGUGGUACAGCUCUAUUCCAAUUUCACACUCAAAUGCUCUGGGGACAGCGAAGUGAGCUGGCAGUACCCAGUGACCGAGGGGAACCCCAGGAUAGACAUCAGACACGAAGAGAACAACAGCAACCUCCUCGUGACAGUGCUCGAAGUGGGGAACGCCUCGGCCGCCCACACGGGCCUGUAUGUCUGCUACUACAACCACACACAGGUGGAGGACGGCGAGGUGGAAGGCAAGGACAUCUACAUCUAUGUGCCUGACCCAGACAUGCCUUUUGUUCCUUCUAUACCAGAAGACCAGUUCAUCCUGGUAGAAGAAGGUGAUCCCGCAGUUAUCCCUUGUCGGACAAGCGACCCAGAGGCCCAAGUGACUUUAGUUAACAGCUUAGACAAGCCUGUGCAUGCUUUAUAUGACACCAAACAAGGCUUCAUAGGGAAUUUUCCUGCGGGCUCAUACACGUGCAAAACAAUGGUUAAAGGCGUGGAGUUCAAGUCUGAUGAGUUCCUCAUCUAUAUCAUAAGAGCUACUUCACAGCUGCCUGUUGAAAUUGAAGCUCUUAAAACUGUCUACAAAACAGGCGAGACCAUCGUAGUAACUUGUGUGGUCUUUGACAAUGAGGUGGUUAAUUUACAGUGGAAUUACCCUGGGAAAGUGAAAGAAAAAGGUCUGAUAAAGCUUGAUGAUAUCAAAGUGCCAUCACAGAAGCUGGUUUACACCUUGACCAUUCCUGAGGCAUCGGUGAAAGACACAGGGGAUUAUGAAUGUACUGCUCGGCAUGCAACCAAGGAGGUUAAGGAAAAUAAGAAAGUAGCCAUUACAGUUCAUGACAAAGGCUUUGUUCACCUGGAGCCUCAGUUCAGCCCUCUGGAAGCUGUCAACCUGCAUGAAGUCAAAAACUUUGUUGUUGAUGUGCAGGCUUACCCAGCACCAAAAAUGUACUGGUUGAAGGAUAAUGUGACUCUGAUUGAAAAUCUUACAGAGAUUGUUACUACUUCAGGAAGAGUCCAGGAAACAAGGUUUCAGAGUGUUUUAAAAUUGAUACGGGCCAAGGAGGAAGACAGUGGAUACUAUACUUUGGUUGCUGAAAAUGAAGAUGAGAUUAAAAGAUACACCUUCUCAUUGCUGAUACAAGUUCCAGCUCUGAUCUCAGCCCUCGUGGAUGAUCACCAUGGCUCUGCAGGUGGGCAGACUGUGAGAUGCUUGGCAGAGGGGACCCCGCUUCCCGGUGUGGAAUGGCUGGUUUGCAAGGACAUUAAAAAGUGCAACAAUGACACCUCAUGGACCCUUUUGACUAACAAUAUCUCUGAUAUACACAUGGAAGCCCACCUGGAUGAGAAAAAUAUGGUGGAAAGCCAGGUUACCUUCCAGAAGGUGGAGGAAACCCUGGCUGUGCGCUGUGUGGCAAGGAAUGGCCUCGGUGUCGUUACUCGAGAGCUGAAGCUUGUGGCUCCCACCUUGAGAUCAGAGCUAACUGUGGCUGCUGCUGUCUUAGUGCUGUUGGUGAUUGUGAUAAUUUCACUGAUUGUCCUGGUCAUCAUAUGGAAACAGAAGCCCAGGUAUGAGAUCAGAUGGAGAGUCAUUGAGUCCAUCAGCCCUGAUGGCCACGAGUACAUUUAUGUGGACCCAAUGCAACUGCCUUAUGACUCCAGAUGGGAGUUUCCUCGAGAUGGGUUAGUGCUUGGUCGGAUCCUUGGUUCGGGUGCCUUUGGAAAAGUGGUUGAAGGGACUGCAUAUGGAUUGAGUCGCUCCCAACCGGUGAUGAAAGUAGCUGUGAAAAUGCUGAAACCUACAGCUAGAUCCAGUGAAAAACAGGCACUCAUGUCUGAAUUGAAGAUAAUGACACAUCUUGGCCCCCACCUGAAUAUUGUGAACCUGCUUGGAGCUUGUACAAAAUCAGGUCCUAUUUACAUCAUUACUGAAUACUGUUUUUAUGGUGAUCUGGUGAACUACCUGCAUAAGAAUAGGGACAAUUUCCUGAACCGACACCCUGAAAAGCCUAAAAAAGACUUGGAUAUCUUUGGGAUGAACCCUGCUGAUGAAAGCACAAGAAGUUAUGUGAUACUAUCCUUUGAAAACACUGGAGAAUACAUGGACAUGAAACAAGCUGAUACCACUCAGUAUGUGCCAAUGCUGGAAAGGAAGGAGGGCUCUAAAUACUCUGAUAUCCAGAGAUCUGUGUAUGAUCGGCCUGCUUCGUACAAGAAGAAAUCCAUGUCAGAAUCAGAAGUCAAAAACCUUCUUUCAGAUGACAGUUCAGAGGGCCUCAGCCUAUUGGAUUUGCUGAGCUUCACCUACCAGGUUGCACGGGGAAUGGAAUUCUUGGCUUCUAAAAAUUGUGUGCACCGUGACUUGGCCGCUCGUAAUGUCCUCCUGGCUCAAGGAAAAAUUGUGAAGAUCUGUGACUUUGGGCUGGCUAGAGACAUCAUGCAUGAUUCCAACUAUGUCUCCAAGGGCAGUACUUUCCUCCCAGUAAAAUGGAUGGCACCUGAAAGUAUUUUUGACAACCUGUACACAACAUUAAGUGAUGUCUGGUCUUAUGGCAUUCUGCUGUGGGAAAUAUUUUCUCUUGGUGGCACACCUUAUCCUGGCAUGAUGGUCGAUUCUACUUUCUACAAUAAGAUCAAGAGUGGAUACCGAAUGGCCAAACCUGAUCAUGCCACCAAUGAAGUGUAUGAGAUUAUGGUGAAGUGCUGGAACAGUGAACCGGAGAAAAGACCUUCUUUCUACCAUUUGAGUGAAAUUGUGGAGAGCUUGCUGCCUGGAGAGUACAAAAAGAGCUAUGAGAAGAUUCAUCUGGACUUCCUGAAAAGUGAUCACCCAGCUGUCACACGCAUGAGAGGGGACUGUGACAAUGCUUACAUUGGUGUAACUUACAAGAAUGAAGACAAGCUAAAGGACAGGGAGAGUGGAUUUGAUGAGCAGAGGCUGAGUGCUGACAGUGGAUACAUCAUUCCCCUGCCUGACAUUGACCCUGUUUCUGAAGAUGAGCUUGGCAAAAGGAACAGACACAGUUCACAGACAUCUGAAGAAAGUGCCAUUGAAACCGGUUCCAGUAGCUCUACCUUCAUCAAGAGAGAGGACGAGACCAUCGAGGACAUUGACAUGAUGGACGACAUUGGCAUCGACUCCUCAGACCUGGUGGAGGACAGCUUCCUGUAAGGCACGGCCACCCGCCAGCUCUGCACACAGGGAACCUUCCCCAGCUCUCCACAGACUUCUGCUCCACACAGAAAACCACUUUAUUGCAACGUCAAGGAUGUGAAGAGGAGGUGGAUUUGUAGAAAGGAACGCCCAGGAAUGGGCAGAGAACUCAGCCUGAGUAUAAAUGAAAGAGACAUGUUGAAGAUGGAUAUUUUAGUGUUGCUUCUUGCAGUACUUCAGUAGCAUCUCAGUGUUGUUUGCCAUUCCAUCUGGUAGGAGGAUGAAGGGAAAGGCCACAAACAGACUGGUUUUGUGUUUCAAGGGCAUUCAUAUGACUUUGAUGGAUCAAUUUUCCACUGCAGCAAUACUUCACCAUUGUAAUUAUGUAAAUAACUGACUACUCAAGGAUCUUUUGAGGUGCACAUUGAACAAAUGCCAUGGAUUUUAGAAGAGGUCAUUCAUGAAUUCUGUGUACUUCCUCCCUCAAUCUCAAUGUCAGCUGCUGAUGAACUAUCAUGUGAAUUGAAGAACAUGCAAAAACCACUUUUGGACCAAAAAGGUCUAAAACCACAAGGGACUGACCGGUACUAUAAAACAUGUUACUUUCCACCAUUAAUGCAAGUAAAGGGGAAUAAUAAUGAUAAUAAUAAUAAUAAUGACAAUUAAAAUUCAGUCUAUAAUAGGUGUUAGAAACCUAGUAAGUCUUUAUUAACUAUAGAAGGUAGCUGUUUUCAAAAUAAUACUACUACUGUUUUCAGUAACACUAAAUGUAUAUUUUACAAUCCAUUGUCCUUCAGUAAAAGCACAAUAUCAAAACACUUUUUUAAGUGCAGGGGAGAAAUUUCCAGCCCAAAAAAUUUUAUGAAAUUUUCUUUUUGAUCUACACCGAAUGGUAAUUGUUCUGGUUAGCUAAAACUACUUUAACAUGGAGAAAAAAUUUAAGAUUUUUUUCUUUCAUGAGCUGAGUAGCUUUUCUAAUCAGAUGUACUAGAAGCAAUUAGUUUUCUUCUGAUUAAGUGGGGUCCUAAAAAUUUCAAUUAAAAAAAAUUAUGCCAGAUUUCUAAGAUGCUGGAGAAUGGAAGAUUAUGAUAAACCACUAGCAAUACCCCAUUAUUAGUGUUUCAUGGUACUCAAAAGAAAUCUUAUCCUGAGGUU